AUGAGUCUAUCAAAGCAACUUUUGAUACUAUUCCUAGCAUGCCUAAUUACUAUUGUACUAGCACAGACCACCAUUAAUGCUACCGAAAUCAACAGUGCUACUGCCACAUCCACUACAACUUUAAUUAGCAGUAGCAUCUCAUCAACAUUGCUUCCUUCCUCAUCACUGUCAUCCACUCUUUUACCUUCUGCCUCGUCAACCUUCUCAAAUGUCGUGCCUACCUCUCUUUCAUCAUCUACUACCUCUAAUCCCCCUUCAUCAUCCACAAUUACUAAUGCAAAUGCAGUACCUACUGUGCAGAGCACAGGCUGGAACUCAAAUGAAAACGAACAAGCCAAAGACCAGCAGAGCUGGCUCAGACAAAACAAUAGAUUUGUGUUUGUGAUCUUUGUUGGCCUUGUCGUACUUGCUAUAUUGAUCUGGUAUAUAGUCAGGAGCAUUAAAGGAAUGCGUAAAAGACUCGAGCAAGAGAAUGAAGCCCAGUUAUAUAUGAUGCAGCAAGCCUCUGCUCCUCAUCAACAGCAACCACCACCUCGUAAUGACCGUGCCAUUUCUGAAUUAACACAAACUCCACCUCCAGCUUACAAGACAGAGGAAAACACGCCUGUGCAUCAAGCAACAGAACAUCGUUCAUAA
Messenger RNA from Mucor velutinosus, 636 nucleotides. RefSeq lists its product as uncharacterized. The record is from RefSeq and is a predicted model, not a curated record. Lineage: Eukaryota; Fungi; Mucoromycota; Mucoromycetes; Mucorales; Mucoraceae. Bases 1 to 636 code for a protein of 211 amino acids. The transcript has a single exon.